AUGCGAUUCCGGGUGCUGGAGGUUGAUCUGGCUCAUGUUCUCCAGGGGCAGGCGUCUUCGGAGAACUCCCGCCGAGAAGAAAACACGCCUGCCGCGUCGCUCGUCGACGCCCUGGGGUCUUGCGGAGAGGAGGAGGCCUUGCCCGACGGGGUGCGAGUUUUCGCGGAGGCGUUGCCAGGUUUCGUGGACAACCUGGUGUUUGACGAGACCAGAGGCGGGUACGUUGCCGGCGCGGGCACCAAGGUAGCCGCCCCGUUCUCCGCCCUGCACCUGGCCCUGAAGAAACCCGCCAUUUUCAGAACAAUCAUCGGCAAGCUUGUGCCAAUGGGGGUCAUCGAGAACUUGGUUCCAAGCUACGGCCUGGUGUUCGUCCUCGGCUUGGAUGGCACGGUGAAGGAGAGCAUGCACGACGCGACGGGUCGGACGGCGUUCGUCAGCGCCGCGUACCGGAGCUCCAAGAGCGGUUACACGUUCCUCGGAUCGAGCCAAAACAAGUAUCUGGGGCGGGUCCGGUUGUGAUGUUUUGUCUCGUUCCCGCUGCCGCCGCCGCCGCCGCCGCUUCUCGGGUGUAAGCGUGAUACUUGGCCCUUCGCCUCUCUCUCUGCUCUCUAAAGCCCUUGGACUUGUCACACAGUUAUUUGCGUAGCCGCAUUCUUGAAAAGUUAUCUGGUGGAUGCAUAUGCAUUCGACGAAUGCCUUGUAGUCGUUUCUGUCCCCUC
Ectocarpus siliculosus is the source of this 719-nucleotide messenger RNA. The record is from the annotation of a GenBank genome assembly. Lineage: Eukaryota; Phaeophyceae; Ectocarpales; Ectocarpaceae.